UCUACCUCUCUCUCUCCUCCCUCCUCUCUCCUCCAUCGCUAUCGCAAUAACCUGCACAGAGAUUGAUUGAUUCUGUUCUUUUCUCGGUGAGCUCUUAAUCAGGCAAGACAUGUUGCGUUUGCUCUACUCAUCAUCCUCUGCGAUUCGGUUUCUCUGAAAAUGAGCUUCUCUGUCUUCUUCCUCUGUAUCCAUUUCUUCAGGUGCGUGAUUUUUCUCCUUCAUCGCAUCGUCUUCGAGUUAUUGAACAUUUGAGCGAUUGAAGGUUCGAUGCUGUGCUGGUAUGGAGUGUUUUGAUGUGCGAAAAAUAUCAUGUUGCAGUGCAUAGAGGGUUUUAAGCAUUUAUUUGCUUCCCUGCUGCGGUGUUGUGAUCUUGAUUUAUAUAAACAAUCAAGAGGCCUUGAAGAUCCUGAAGUCCUUGCAAGGGAGACAGUGUUUAGUGUAAGUGAAAUAGAAGCAUUAUAUGAGCUGUUUAAGAAGAUAAGCAGUGCUGUGAUUGAUGAUGGGCUGAUCAAUAAGGAAGAGUUUCAACUGGCAUUGUUUAAGACAAAUAAAAAGGAAAGCUUGUUUGCUGAUCGGGUUUUCGACUUGUUCGAUACAAAGCAUAACGGAAUACUUGGUUUUGAAGAGUUUGCUCGUGCUCUAUCAGUUUUUCAUCCCAAUGCCCCGAUUGAUGAUAAGAUUGAGUUUUCUUUUCAGCUGUAUGAUCUGAAGCAGCAAGGUUUCAUUGAAAGACAGGAGGUGAAACAAAUGGUAGUGGCUACACUGGCUGAAUCUGGUAUGAAUCUUUCAGAUGAUGUUAUAGAAAGUAUCAUUGACAAGACCUUUGAGGAAGCCGAUACAAAGCAUGACGGGAAGAUCGAUAAGGAAGAAUGGAGAAGCCUUGUUUUGCGGCAUCCAUCUCUUUUAAAGAAUAUGACCCUUCAAUACCUCAAGGACAUUACUACGACAUUUCCAAGCUUUGUGUUUCAUUCACAAGUUGACGACACCUGAGUUUGAGGUCUGGGUUCAAGUUUACUAGUCUGCAUUAUCAGACACCUGCUUCUCUCUGGAUGACGAUGCACUGAAAAGAUUGUGAGGAAGGUUUUACAUUGUGUUCAUUGUUGUUAUGAGUUCCCUGGCUGUGUGUGUAUAUUUUUAAUUGAACAUUCUUCUUCUUUUCAUGACAUGGAUUGUUUGUUUCUACAUUUGGUUUUGGAAAUUAUAAUGGUCAAUAAUUCCUUAGUUCA
Molecule: messenger RNA, 1226 nt
Organism: Malania oleifera
Lineage: Eukaryota; Viridiplantae; Streptophyta; Magnoliopsida; Santalales; Ximeniaceae
Product: calcineurin B-like protein 3
Exons: 9
Coding region: 310-990 (226 amino acids)
Biological process (GO): calcium-mediated signaling
Molecular function (GO): kinase binding; calcium ion binding
Source: RefSeq, a predicted model, not a curated record